CACCUGUAUUACCAGUUAAUAAUUAUCUGAUGUCAUACUCCUUCCAGGUGUCAGUGGAGAAACUCUCUCUAUGUUCUCCAGAGUGGGAGAUGAUGUCAGUCUGCCGUGUAACAAUGUGGUUUAUCCAAACUGCUCCUCUACUACAUGGAUCUAUAACAUAGCUGGAUCUAAUGGUACUAUUGAAGAGGUCACAUUGGGGAAGAUCAAAGUUUACCAGACAGAGAGAGCAGACAGACUGAGUUUAGGGUCUAACUGUUCUCUACAUGUUAGUAAUGUCAGAGCUGAAGAUGUUGGACUCUACACCUGUCGACAGUUCCUUACAGAGACUGGACCACGACAUGGAGGUGAUGCUCCAGUUCAUCUGUCUGUUCUAACUAGUGAGUAUUACUGUUUAAAUCAGAUCUCCUCUACCACACCAGUGACAGAUCUGAAGCCUAAUGUAAAUAUGACAUUACGAUGUUCUCUGCUCACCUAUACUGGACAUGGAACGUGCCGGUCAAGAUUUAGUCUCAGCUGGGUCCCUAAAAUAGGUACUAAUGCCCAGGUCACACAGGAUUCUUCCUGUGACAUCACUCUGACUGUGACACUCCAGAAGAAGGACAACAACAGGAAGUGGACGUGCACGCUGACUGGAAAGGGAAACAUGAAGAUCUCCAUUGACUUCACCUCCACAUUCUCAGAUAUUGAAGAAAAGACCACUGAUAGUGAUGAUGUCAUCUCUACUGUCCCAGGUACCAGUAAUGCUGUUAAGUUGCCCAUCAGUCACAUCAUGCUCUUUGUGACACUGACCAUCAUGGCUGCCAUAGUCUCUAUUCACACAAGGAGGAUCCGCCCACCCAAGGCUCUGCCCCCACAAACAGAAGAAGCCUCUGGUAUGGAGAUUCAUGUCCUGGAGGAAUGA
Oncorhynchus mykiss (rainbow trout) is the source of this 901-nucleotide messenger RNA. The record is from RefSeq and is a predicted model, not a curated record. NCBI's taxonomy places the organism in Eukaryota, Metazoa, Chordata, Actinopteri, Salmoniformes, Salmonidae.